This is a messenger RNA of Arabis nemorensis, 246 nucleotides long. Lineage: Eukaryota; Viridiplantae; Streptophyta; Magnoliopsida; Brassicales; Brassicaceae. The record is from the annotation of a GenBank genome assembly.
AUGGGGUGGUUUGUUAAAGAAAGAAGAGGACCUGCAUGGAAGCGAGGAUGGUUAGAGGAUACACUACUGAGGUCAUCACCACCUCCUCUUGAACUACUAACUCUCUUAGCCAUCAUAUCUUUGUUCCUCUUCCUCUCCUCGUACCCACGUUAUAAGUACGAGUUUCAAAACAAUCUUACUUUCACUCCUUAUGGUACCCUAUCUUAUGAUCUUCCCAUCGUUUCCUUUUAUUGUCUUAAUCUAUAG